This is a messenger RNA of Striga asiatica, 1148 nucleotides long. The record is from the annotation of a GenBank genome assembly. NCBI's taxonomy places the organism in Eukaryota, Viridiplantae, Streptophyta, Magnoliopsida, Lamiales, Orobanchaceae.
UCAUUAAAAAAAAAAAGGAAAAAAACAACAGCAAGAGGAAAAAGGAUAUUUCCAGGCUUUGAUUUAUUUGUAUGUUCAAGUGCCCAAACCUAACUUUCUUUAAGAGGGAAAAAUCAUCCAUGUCCGAAAGCUUCCGACAAGGCACGUAUGGGUAUUCGUAUGAGGCCGAUUUACCGGCAUACAACCCAGACGAGAUGCUGACUGAGGCCGCGAAUCUUCCAUGGCAAAAAUCGAGCAACGAGUUUCCAAAUCAUCAGAUCCAAACAAGCCCUUACACCAGGCUGCCUCAAAAAGUACUCCACCUCUCACCUGGACUGAAUCAGUCCUCGGACGAACUCAAUUUCUUAAGUCCACAGAUUACAGCUUCUGCUUCAAGCUCUAGGCUUAACAUGGAGGCCCAAGCUCUUUCUCUCUCCUUGUCUUCUUCACUGAGAGCCGAAAAAUUGGGAAAAUUCGGCAAUCUCGGGCAGGGUGAAUAUUACCAGGAAAUGAGCAAUUGCGAUGAUUCUCAUGGAUUGGGAGAUUUUGGGAUGAGUAAUAAUCCGCAGAGGGUUUUGGGGUUGGAUUAUGGGAGUCAGGGUUAUUUCGGUCAUUUCGAAUCUGGAAACUGGCUGAGGAACUCGAGCUAUUCGAGGGCAGCGCAGGAAUUGUUGCAGGAGUUGUGCUGUGUUUGGAGAGGGGCGCAAUUGGGAACUAAUCCCAAGAUAAUGGAAACCCUAAUCCAUCCUCCUCAAAGGAUCAAACGAACCCUCCUGGGGCAAGGGGCGGCGACCCCCUACACUGGGCUUGCUCGGAAGGCCAUGUCGAGGCACUUCAGAUGGAUGAAGGAUGCUAUAGCCAAGGAGCUGAGGGCGAGCUGCGAGGCUCUCGGGGAGAAAGAUUUGAGUAAUGGGUCGGUAGGGUUGACCAAAGGGGAAACUCCGAGACUCAAAAUUCUCGAGCAAAAGUAUAGGCGGCAAAAGACCCUUGAGCAUCACGUGGGCAUCAUGGAUCCCGAGUCGUGGAGGCCCCAGAGGGGAUUGCCCGAGAGAUCAGUCAACAUCUUGAGGGCAUGGCUAUUCGAGCAUUUCUUGCAUCCGUACCCUAGUGAAGCAGACAAACAUUUGCUGUCUCGACAGACUGGUUUAUCCAAAAAUCAGGUACGCAUU